AUGAGAAUGGUUGUAGUCCUGGCUGGCACCCUGGUCAUAAUCGGCGCCCACCUUUUCUUCACUUUCAUCUUAAGAGACAAAGAACUCCUUUGGGGGGAGACUGAGGAAUCAUAUGUCAUCAGUGUUGUGGAGAAGAGCCGGGUCCUGGUGGACAGCACCAUCUGCCACAAUAUGGAAAGAAACCUCAGAAAAAGGGACAUCGUUUCCCCAGCUCAGCUUCUCUCUUUCUCCAAACUCGUGGAGCCGACCAGCAGAGCCGUUUCCCGAGCAGCAGAGAUAAUGGAGACUUCGAUGCAGGCGCUGAGAGGAGCCGCCCACCUGACCCAGCGGUCAGGGGGUCCCACAGAUUCCAUCUCAGAGGACCUGCUCAGUGUAAUCUCAAACGUCUCGGGAUGCUUGCCCUUCAUGACGCCGCCCAGCUGCCCGGACACCUGCCUGGCCCGCAAGUACCGGCUCAUCACAGGCGCUUGCAACAACAGAGACCACCCGCGGUGGGGUGCCUCCAACACAGCCCUGGCCCGAUGGCUGCCUCCCGACUACGAAGAUGGCUUCAGUCAGCCCCGGGGCUGGAACCACGGCUUCCUACAUAACGGGUUUCCCCUGCCCCUGGUACGAGAGGUGACACGAGAGGUCAUUCAAGUUUCCAAUGAAGCUGUCACAGAAGAUGACCAGUACUCCGACCUCCUGACAGUGUGGGGACAGUACAUUGCCCACGACCUGGCCCUCACACCCCAGAGCACCAGCAGAGCUGCAUUUGGGGGCGGAGCUGAUUGCCUACUGACCUGUGAGAACCGAAGCCCGUGUUUUCCUAUUCAGCUCCCAGAGAACACCCUGCUAGCCGCGGGCCCUGCCUGUCUGCCCUUUUACCGCUCAUCCGCCGCCUGCGGCACCGGGGACCAAGGCGCGCUCUUUGGCAACCUGUCCAAAGCCAACCCGCGGCAGCAGAUGAACGGGCUGACCUCUUUCCUGGACGCCUCCACGGUGUACGGCAGCUCCCCUGCCUCGGAGAAGCAGCUGCGGAACUGGACCAGCGCCGAGGGGCUGCUGCGGGUCAACACGCGCCACCAGGACGCUGGCCGCGCCUACUUGCCUUUCGCACCGCCGCCUGCGCCCGCGGUCUGCGCGCCAGACCCCAGCGUCCCCGGCGCGCCCCGAGCCCCCUGCUUCCUGGCCGGGGACGGCCGCGCCAGCGAGGCACCCUCCCUGACGGCCGUGCACACGCUGUGGCUGCGUGAGCACAACCGCCUGGCCCUGGCGCUCAAGGCCCUUAACGCACACUGGAGCGCAGACACCGUGUACCAGGAGGCGCGCAAAGUGGUGGGCGCCCUGCACCAGAUCAUAACCAUGCGUGAUUACGUCCCCAAGGUCCUGGGCACAGAGGCCUUCGAGCAGCACAUAGGACCCUAUGAAGGCUAUGACCCCACCGUGAACCCCACUGUGUCCAACGUAUUUUCCACGGCCGCCUUCCGCUUUGGCCACACCAUUGUCAACCCGCUGGUGAGGCGGCUCGAUGCCUACUUCCAGGAGCACCCCACCCUCCCCAGGCUGCCUCUGCACGACACCUUCUUCAACCCAUGGACACUCAUCCGGGGAGGGGGUUUGGACCCUCUGGUCAGAGGCCUUCUUGCAAGACCAGCCAAACUGCAGGUACAGGACCAGCUGAUGAAUGAGGAGCUGACACAGAUGCUCUUUGUGCUGCCCAACUCCAGUGCCCUGGACCUGGCAUCCAUCAACCUGCAGCGUGGCCGGGACCACGGCCUGCCAGGUUACAACGCCUGGCGGCAGUUCUGCAACCUGCCCCGCCUGGAGACACCUGCCCACCUGCACACAGCCAUGGCUAACAGGAGCGUGGCCGAGAGAAUAAUGCGCUUAUACCAGCAUCUGGACAAUGUGGACGUCUGGCUGGGGGGCUUGGCUGAGGACUUGCUCCCGGGGGCCCGCACUGGCCCCCUGUUUGCCUGCAUCAUCGGGAGGCAGAUGAAGGCCCUGAGGGACGGGGACAGGUUCUGGUGGGAGAACAGGGGAGUCUUCACGGAUGCACAGAGGCGUGAGCUGGAGAAGCACUCUCUGUCUCGGGUCAUCUGUGACAACACAGGCCUCACCAGCAUGCCUGUCAAUGCCUUCCAAGUAGGAAAAUUCCCCAAGGACUUUGAGUCCUGUGAGGACAUCCCCAGCAUGAACCUAGAGGUGUGGAGGGAGACCUUUCCUCAAGAUGACAAGUGUGGCUUCCCAGCAAAGGUGGACAAUGGGGACUUCGUGCCGUGUGAGGAGGCCGGGAGGCGCAUGCUGGUGUUUUCCUGCCACCAGGGGUUCGAGCUGCAGGGCCAAGAGCAGGUCACCUGCACCCAGCAAGGGUGGGACUCCCCGUCCCCCAUCUGCAAAGAUGUGAACGAGUGUGCAACCCUGGCUCAGCCCCCCUGCCACCCCUCCGCACACUGCAGGAACACCAAGGGCGGCUUCCAGUGCGUCUGUUCCGACCCCCUCGUGCUGGCAGAUGACAGCAGGACCUGCGUAGACUCUGGGAGGCUACCGCAGGCAUCUUGGGUCUCCAUUGCUCUGGGCGCCCUGCUGGUCGGUGGCUCGGCAGGUCUCACCUGGACAGUGAUUUGCAGGUGGUAA
This is a messenger RNA of Otolemur garnettii (small-eared galago), 2619 nucleotides long. RefSeq names its product thyroid peroxidase (gene TPO). The record is from RefSeq and is a predicted model, not a curated record. The transcript has 14 exons. Bases 1 to 2619 code for a protein of 872 amino acids. Lineage: Eukaryota; Metazoa; Chordata; Mammalia; Primates; Galagidae. Gene Ontology annotation, biological process: response to oxidative stress; thyroid hormone generation. Gene Ontology annotation, molecular function: iodide peroxidase activity; heme binding; calcium ion binding. Gene Ontology annotation, cellular component: membrane.